AUGAAGAACACUUUCACAAUCCUUGCCGCUCUGGCAACUACUGCCACCGCAACUGGCUUCAGGAAUGCCAACCCCUUUACUUCCCCGGGUAACAUGGACAACCGCUGCACCGACAAGCAGACCCCUGGCUUCGACUUCACUGGCGCUCCGGAUGGCCCCUUUGAUUCCUUUGGCGGCUUUAAGUUCAACGGCUUCACCUGCAAGAGUGGUGGCCGUGGCAAGCGCUUUGAUGCGCGCACUGUUGGCAAGUCCAUCGGCGGCACCUGCCACUCUCAGAAGGAGCAGUCGCCGUCUUUCGGCUGUGGCGCCGGCGGCCCGGACAAGUUUUCUCUCGGCUCCAUCCACGUCAAGCCCGAGUUCGACUGCGACCUGGAGUUCCACUAUGACAUGCCUGAUGGCUCGUCGUGCAAGCACCGCUCUCCGUGCUCGAAGUCCGGUACUACCGUGAAGAACAACCAGUGCGGUGGCGCCAAGAACGUCACCAUCGUCUAUCCUACCCAGCCUUCCAAGCCGAAGCCAACCUGCAGCAUCGACAUCCACACCAUUUCCUUCUCUUGCGGCCCCCACCAGACAAAGCCUACUGCGACCGUCACCUACCCCGCCGGGACCCAGCCUGCUGAGACUCAACCCACCGAGACCCAGCCUGCUGAGACUCAACCCACCGAGACCCAGCCCGGUGAGACUCAACCCACCGAGACCCAGCCCGCGGAGACCCAGCCAGGCGAGACUCAGCCUGCGGAGACCCAGCCAGGCGAGACUCAGCCUGCGGAGACCCAGCCAGGUGAGACUCAGCCUGCUCAGACCUACCCGGCUACCCAGCCUGGUGAGACUGCGCCGCCGACUGAGACUCAGCCAGGCGAGACCCAGCCUACCGAGACCGCCCCCGCCGAGACUCAGCCUGGAGAGACUCAGCCUGGUGAGACCCAGCCUGGCGAGACUCAACCUGGUGAGACCCAGCCUGGCGAGACUCAGCCCGGUGAGACUCAGCCUGCCCAGACCUACAGCGCCGGCCAGCCUACCGAGACCGCCCCAGGCGAGACUCAGCCUGCCCAGACCUACAGUGCUGGCCAGCCUACCGAGACCGCCCCCGGAGAGACCCAGCCCGCUCAGACUUAUCCUACCCAGGUGCCCAACACCACCGGCCCAAGCGCCCCUGUCGAGACUCUCCCCUGCCCUGAUGUUGUCCCGGCCUGCCUGAACACCUUCCUGUUCAGCGUCAGCUGCUCCGACAACUCGGACACCGCCUGCUACUGCCCUGACACCAUCUUCGUCAAGAACAUCUUCGACUGCAUCUACGCCCACGGCCAGACCGCCGAGAUCGUCACCGAAGCCGUCAUCUUCUUCCAGGGCCUCUGCGCUCCUCACGCGCCCUCCAACCCGGCCAUCGCCACCGGCGCCACCGUCACGUCCUACGUGACCGUCACCGCCGCGCCCACGGUCGUCGGGCCCAUCUACACCACCGUCAGCAUCGUGACCACCACCGUCGCUCCCUGCACCGACGACGCGGGCUCCGUCAUCCCCAGCUCCAGCACCACCUACGUGAUCAGCACCGCCAUCACCGUCCCGCAGGUCGGCUUCACCACGGGCACCGGCAACGACGUCGGCGUCGUCCCCAUCACCGCCUACCCCACCGGCGUCCCGACCUACUCGGUCCCGGCCCAGGCAACCGCCUACACCACCGCGUCAGUGCCCGGCCCCGCCGGCACCGGCGCCUACACCCCGCGCCCCACCGAGUCGGGCUUCGUCCCCGUCAAUGCUGGCGGUCGCGUCUCCGCCGGCUUCGGUCUUGCCCUCGCGGCUAUGGGUCUUGCCGCUGUCCUCUAA
Phialemonium atrogriseum is the source of this 1824-nucleotide messenger RNA. RefSeq lists its product as uncharacterized. NCBI's taxonomy places the organism in Eukaryota, Fungi, Ascomycota, Sordariomycetes, Cephalothecales, Cephalothecaceae. The record is from RefSeq and is a predicted model, not a curated record. Bases 1 to 1824 code for a protein of 607 amino acids. The transcript has 2 exons. Gene Ontology annotation, molecular function: calcium ion binding. Gene Ontology annotation, biological process: negative regulation of protein sumoylation.